Molecule: messenger RNA, 900 nt
Organism: Quercus robur (English oak)
Lineage: Eukaryota; Viridiplantae; Streptophyta; Magnoliopsida; Fagales; Fagaceae
Exons: 3
Coding region: 100-702 (200 amino acids)
Source: RefSeq, a predicted model, not a curated record
CUUUAAAAAAAAAAAAUCUCAAGGCGGUGGCAGUAGGAGACAAUGAGUAGAACAUAACUACAUUUUCCAAGAAUCUGGUGUUAGUUAUUGGUUACAAUAAUGUUAUUGCCAACAACAAAUAUGUCAUCCUUAACCAUAGCCUCAUCUCACCAAAGCUUCCCUACCAACACCCUCAGUAAUCCACCUAACCACUACAAACCCAGCACAAAGAUUCUCUACUCUGCUAAAACUAUCUCAUGCAGACAUCCAUCUCAUGAUGACGAACAAGAUUCUGAUUCUCCAAGGAAGAAUGAGAACCCGUUGGCAAAGCUGGCAAUAGUUACACUGGCAGCUGGGGUGUUAACACUGGGCUCAGUUCAUGAUGCAUCAGCUGCAAAAACUGGUGGCAGAGUUGGGGGGCAGGCUUUUCGGUCAGCGGCUCCUCGCCCACCCCCUAGAAUCAACAAUAAUUCGAGGACCAACAUUUACAUUAAUCCUCCAGUUGCCCCACCUUUAGUCGGUGGGUACGGGUAUGGUUAUGGCGUACCAUUCUUUGGUGGCUGGGGUUGGUCACCAUUUUCGUUCUUUGCACCUGGUCCAAGUGUCGCCGUUGGCAUUGGAGGUGGAUUUGAUGUUUUAGCACUGUUUCUGUUUCUUGGUGCUGUAGCUGCUGUUGUGAGAAGAUUCGUUCGAUCAAGAUUUGAAGAUGAUGAUGAUUACUAGUGGCAGAUAGAACUUUUUUUGAUGCUUUAAUUAUAUAAGUUUUACUUAAGUGGCUACAAGACACGUUCAUCUAGCCACCAACCUGUAUUUGUAACAAUUAUUAUGUAAUAUAAUUGUGCUAGAGAAGAGAAACACUUGUAAUUCUCUGUUUACAAGAACUUAUAACAGUAUAAAUGCAGUAAUUUAUUUUGUUGACUA